Baudoinia panamericana UAMH 10762 is the source of this 2213-nucleotide messenger RNA. RefSeq lists its product as uncharacterized. NCBI's taxonomy places the organism in Eukaryota, Fungi, Ascomycota, Dothideomycetes, Mycosphaerellales, Teratosphaeriaceae. The record is from RefSeq and is a predicted model, not a curated record. Gene Ontology annotation, molecular function: FAD binding; D-arabinono-1,4-lactone oxidase activity. The transcript has a single exon. Bases 283 to 2091 code for a protein of 602 amino acids. Gene Ontology annotation, cellular component: membrane; mitochondrion.
GUGGAAAGGUACAUGUAGAUCGAUGACAAGCGCCCCACUUCGAAGCCCAGAUCCUCGGUCAGGCGCAGAAGCGCGUUGCUGGCGGAGAGAAGACCAUCGCAUCAUCACUUUCUGCUGCCCGCCGCUCACUCUUCAGCGACUGGCUUAAGGCGCCGAAUAUGACGCCCCUCCAUACUUCCGAUAGCUGUGACUGAAAGUCUGCAAGUUAUCUAGUCUGACUACCAUCCCAUACAUCGACCCUCCACAAUCUCGUACGUUGGAAGUAUUUCAAUCCUUGCAGAUAUGGACAGAAUCCAGCAGGAGAUUGCCAAGACCGAUCCUUCAGUACCUUUCCGCGCCACCACCAAACAUGUUCACUACACCUGGGCGAAGACCUUCUCAAGCCGACCGGAGCUGUACAUCAGGCCCGAAUCGCUGGAGGAGGUCCAGAAGAUUGUCAAUCUUGCGCGAAAGUGCAGAAGACGUAUUGUUGUGGUUGGAUGCGGCCACUCACCGAGCACUCUGACUUGUACAUCAUCAUGGAUGGUCAACCUGGACAAAUGCAAUCGCGUCUUGAAGGUGGACCGGCAAAAGAAGACGAUGCUGGUUGAAGGUGGCAUCCGGCUUAGACACUUGAACGAUGAGGCGAACAAGAUAGGCUUUACGAUUCCGAACCUUGGAAGCAUCGACGAGCAGAGCAUUGUGGGCGCAAUAGCGACUGCGACACACGGCAGUGCGCUGAAGCAUGGCCUGUUGUCAGAGUCGGUGCGAAGCUUGCGGAUUGUCUUGUCGAACGGUCAUGCUGUGCGGUGUUCAGCUGAGCAGAAUGAGGACCUCUUUCGCGCGGCACUCAUCUCCCUAGGCGCGUUGGGCAUCAUUACAGAAGUUGAAUACGAGAUGGCAGACGCUUGCAACAUCGAGUGGGCGCAGACACUCGAACCGCUCUCUCACAUCCUUGGCACGUGGAACACCACGUUAUGGUCGGCUAAGGAGUUCACGCGGGUAUGGUGGAUGCCUUACACGAAGCGUGCCGUUGUCUGGUCAGCCGAACGGACAAGCAGCCCGCCUCGCGCAGCGCAGAGCAACUUUUACGGCGAGAGUGUGGGCUUCCACACAUAUCAUAAUUUGUUAUAUCUUUCGAACUGGAUACCACAAUUACUGCCAUGGAUCGAAUGGUUCAUUUUCGGCAUGCAGUACGGUUUUAGCACCGGCAAGUCCACGACUGCUGUGGAGCCGCUCAGGACAGGAUUGCUCAUGAACUGCCUGUUCUCUCAAUUCGUGAAUGAGUGGGCGCUUCCGCUGUCGAAAGGUCCGGAGGCUAUCACGCGAUUGUCAGCCUGGAUCAACCGAGAGGGCGAUCAAGGCAGGAUUCCGUUCAGCAACAAGGGGCUGUACGUGCAUUGUCCGAUUGAGGUCCGAGUCUCGGAUACGACGUUCAACCACACGCCACGACCAUAUCUUGACAACACGUGCGCGGAUGGCCCGACGCUAUACCUGAAUGCUACGCUCUAUCGAGCAUAUCUGCAAGACCCACCAUGUAAGGACCGCUACUACGAAGCUUUUGAAUGGCUCAUGCGAGAAAUGGGCGCAAAGCCACAUUAUGCCAAGAACUGGCAGUUCACCUCUUCCUCGUAUAUUCAACAAGCCUUCGGGGAGAACCUGCAGAAAUGGCUUCAGAUUCGCGACGAAGCGGACCCGGAAGGCAUGUUCCUUGGAGAAUGGCACCGAAGUGCUCUUGGUGCUGGCGAAGGCACGAAGUUUGCGCUUGCAGAGCAAGAAGUCAAGCGCGAGCCUACUAAACCAGGCAGCUGUAUGCUGUGGCGUGGCGCGAUAUCAAGCCCAGACACAACAGAUGCAGCAUUCAGCGCGACAGGUGAGAUCGAGGAAAAGGCUGCGGUCACUGCGACGACACACGCGCCACAUAGUCCGACCGCGUCUAGCAGUGGCGAAAGCUUCGACAUGAUGCAUGGCGCAGAGGCUGAGAAGAGUGUGCUUUUCAAUGGUGAUGAUGAGGAGGAUGACGAGGGAGAGCUGACGGAUAGGGGCGACGCACGGCACCACGGUAAUCCGAAGCAUGGGUUCACAGGCACCCGCGUGUUUGACAAAAUGUAAUUGCUACGUCCGCGUUCAAACGUCCAACUCUCGAUCAGCAAUCGUUGUCCGUAAGAGGUUUUUGAAACCUGCAACUACGCGGAGCUUACUGUGGAAUGCGCUAGCGAUGUCAACAGCAAAUA